Molecule: messenger RNA, 1572 nt
Organism: Drosophila arizonae
Lineage: Eukaryota; Metazoa; Arthropoda; Insecta; Diptera; Drosophilidae
Product: putative inositol monophosphatase 3
Biological process (GO): phosphatidylinositol phosphate biosynthetic process
Cellular component (GO): endomembrane system
Molecular function (GO): 3'-nucleotidase activity
Source: RefSeq, a predicted model, not a curated record
GUUUUUGUUGCCGCUCUCUGGCUCUCGCUCGCGCUUUAUCUCUCUCAGUCCCUUCAACUGAAGACAGUGGCUAGCUAUUUGUUUAAUAACACACCAAUGCCGCCAUCGAGUUGACUUUCGGCACUUGUUGUUGGGCUCUGUUGACUCGUUUUUUUCUUUCUUUUCGUUUUGUUAUAUUUUUUCGGUUUUUGUUCUCUUUCAAUAUUUUUGUUGUGCACCUAGCAUCUGUGCUGCUGAUCUGGCAUUGCCCGCGGGAAGUGGCACGCUGAACGACGUUGUCUGAUUCCUGAUGAGCAGCAAACCGUUAGACAAGAUGUACGGACGCACGAUACGUAUAAAUCGAGUUCCAGCUGCCAUAACGGCCAUCCUGCUGACCAUUGUGCUCGUCUACUUCCUCAACUACCACAAGGAUGAGCGUCCCGCCAUCUAUGGUAUGCUGCGCAGCGACAACAAAGUGAAUCUGCGCAAAAUGCUUAUUGCGGCUAUACAGGCGGCCCAGCGUGGUGGACUCGAGGUGCUGGAUGUGGCGCAUUCGCGGCAGCUCAAGGAGCGCAGUAAAGGCAAAACGGCUGAAGGCGUCAACGAUCCAUUUACGGAUGCGGAUGGCCGUUCGCAUUGUGUGAUGAAGCAGGGCUUGCAACGCCUCUUUCCACGUGUUCGCAUCUUCUCCGAGGAGGACAAGGAGCAAUGCAAAGAUGCGAACAGCUUCGAUCUAGAUCGCACGGUACUUCCAGAGACGGCCGUUGUGCCCGAUGUGGCAGUCACGGCGCAGGAUGUAACCAUUUGGGUAGAUCCGCUGGAUGCCACCAAAGAGUUUACAGAGGAGCUCUAUGAGUACGUCACGACCAUGGUGUGCGUUGCCGUCGCUGGUCGUCCAGUGAUUGGUGUCAUACAUAAUCCCUUCAGCGGUCAGACCGCCUGGGCGUGGGUUGGCCACAGCAUGUCCGAAUAUCUGGAUGAGUUGCGCAAGCUGCCACGCCUGAAAUCGGAUCAGCCCAUCAUCACGGUUUCUCGCUCGCAUGCAGCCGCCGUAAAGGAUGUGGCGCGCAAUGUUUUCGGCGAGCAGGUUAGCUUGCUGACCGCUGCUGGUGCUGGCUACAAGGUGCUCCAAGUGGUGGCAAACAAUGCUACCGCCUAUCUGCAUAGCUCCAUCAUCAAGAAGUGGGACAUUUGUGCCGGCGAGGCCAUACUGCGAGCCCUUGGCGGCACCAUGACCACCCUCGAUGACGAGCCAAUCAACUACGGCCCCGACGAUUCGCCGGUAAAUAAAGGCGGCCUAUUAGCCAGCUUGGAAAAGCAUGAGGAGUACAUGGAGCGCAUCUCCAAAUACCGCUCCAUGCACAAUGGCAAACUUAGAUAAUGAAGAAGUCAUCGUCACCUGAAUCUCCGAACUCCCUGCCGACAGCUGCUUAGUCUUAAGUUUUAGGUUAAAAGGAAUCUGAAAACCGGUUUGUGCUUUGAUUAGCUUUCAUUUGAGCGGGGGUCAUGAACCCGAUUGCGUCAACGAUAAAUUAAAAUAAUUUUUUAAUUUGUUUAGUUGUAUAAAAAUUAAAUAAAUGACUGAUAAGCGAU